GUGCUUAAUUCGAGCAAUUAGCAUUUUCGCCGCAUUAGCGAGAUGUGUAAGCAACCACCAACUUCUCAAAGCAUAUAUGCACGCAACCACAUCAAGUAGUUACCAACUUUGUAGGGAAUCUCUUAUUAUCGAGUCAUUCACACGCAGUCACGCACUCAACUCAUAGCUGGCGCUGCUUCCUUGUUAUCUUGCCCCUGAUUAGCUUAAAACAAAUCUAAUGAAAACUCCACGCCAUAGCCAUUAGCCAGCACACUGCUUUUUCACUAACCCAAAACUCCUACACACUUUGCCUACAAAUACUAAUCCCACCACUUUCCCAUUUCUCUCAUUCAGACCCCAUUUCCAUUUUCUUCCACAUUCUCAGUCUCAAAACCACCACCCAUGGCGUUUCACAGGCACCUUUUCAGAAGCGUUAUGAAACCCAAGAUUGGUGGUGCUAGGGUGUCUUUCUCUACCGUUCAAUCUGCCACUGCUGACGAAGCAGCUGUGCCUUCUUUGCCGCCGUUCGAUUACGAGCCGAGGCCCUACAAUGGGCCACGCGCCGAUCAGGUCUUCGAGAAGCGGAAGAAGUUUCUGGGUCCUUCUCUUUUCCACUUCUACCAGAAGCCUAUCAAUAUCGUAGAAGGGAAGAUGCAAUAUCUGUUUGAUGAGGAUGGCAGGCGCUACCUCGAUGCUUUUGCUGGAAUUGUGACUGUUUCUUGCGGACAUUGUCAUCCUGUUGUUUUGAAUGCUAUCAUGGAGCAGAGCAGGCUUCUUCAGCAUGCUACGACCAUAUACUUGCACCACACAAUCGCAGAUUUCGCAGAGGCAUUGGCUUCAAAAAUGCCUGGAAAUUUGAAGGUGGUAUACUUUGUAAAUUCUGGGACAGAAGCAAAUGAGUUGGCGAUGCUGAUGGCUCGUCUGUACAGUGGUAGUCUUGGCAUGAUUGCGUUGAGAAAUGCAUAUCAUGGUGGAAGUUCCAAUACGAUUGGUUUGACAGCGCUGAACACAUGGAAGUAUCCAAUUCCACAGGGUGAAAUUCAUCACGUUGUAAAUCCAGAUCCAUACCGUGGAGUCUUUGGCUCUGAUGCCAAAAGUUAUGCUGAAGAUGUGCAAGAUCACAUUGAUUAUGGGACUUCUGGAAAAGUUGCUGGAUUCAUAUCGGAAACAAUUCAGGGAGUUGGAGGAGCAGUUGAAUUGGCCCCUGGUUAUUUGAAAAUGGUUUAUGACAUUGUUCGAAAGGCUGGUGGUGUCUGCAUCGCUGAUGAAGUACAAACUGGGUUUGGCCGCACUGGAAGUCACUAUUGGGGCUUUGAAACUCAGGGUGUCAUUCCUGAUAUUGUAACUAUGGCAAAGGGCAUUGGAAAUGGAUUGCCCUUGGGAGCAGUGGUGACUACACCAGAAAUCGCUAGUGUACUAGCACAAAAGACACAUUUCAACACAUAUGGUGGAAACCCUGUAUGCUCUGCUGGAGGGCUUGCAGUUCUUAAAGUUAUUGAUGAGGAGAAGCGUCAAACUCACUCCGCUGAUGUUGGCUCUCACUUGCUUGGUCGUUUGAGAGAUCUUCAGCAGAGACACGACAUCAUUGGUGAUGUGAGAGGCCGAGGAUUGAUGGUCGGAGUAGAGCUCGUGACCGACAGGACUGAAAAGACACCUGCUAAGGCAGAAACUGCGGUGUUGUUUGAAAACCUUAGAGAGCUGGGAAUUCUGGUUGGGAAAGGAGGUCUACACGGCAACGUAUUUAGGGUAAAACCACCAAUGUGUUUUACCAAGGACGAUGCAGAUUUUCUUGUAGAUGCAAUGGAUUAUUCCAUGUCAAAGUUGUGAAGCCAAUGCUUGAAGAAGACAACGAGGUUCUGUACUUUGUAAAUUGCUUUGCUUAGAGGCUCCUCCACUAGGAAACUUGAAUAAUGUAGUAAAUGUACGGUGAACUUCCUUGAGUUUUAUGGUCAUUCAAUGAGAAAUAGCCAGCUUGGUGUUCCCCGACACCCCAUUCAUCAAAAAUUACAAGUGCAUAAGUAAGUAAAAGCAUAGUCCUUGCCAAACAAAAAUGAAGCGAAAUCAUCAUGAAAGAGGCUGCUCUUCUGAAAUUCUUGGGGUUUCAACUUUCAAGCUUUUGAUUUUGAGCUAAAAUGGAGGAGGGUACGAGACUAUGAGGAGGGGAGAUGUGAAGUGGGGCAGAUCUCAAAUUAACAUCUUUGGCAAAUUAAUUUUGUGUUUACAUGUUGCUCAUUGCCAAAUGCCAAUUUGCAGACAAACUUUUUCA
This is a messenger RNA of Rosa chinensis, 2245 nucleotides long. RefSeq names its product alanine--glyoxylate aminotransferase 2 homolog 1, mitochondrial. The transcript is spliced from 9 exons. Gene Ontology annotation, molecular function: L-alanine:glyoxylate transaminase activity; pyridoxal phosphate binding. Lineage: Eukaryota; Viridiplantae; Streptophyta; Magnoliopsida; Rosales; Rosaceae. Bases 382 to 1806 code for a protein of 474 amino acids. Gene Ontology annotation, biological process: glyoxylate catabolic process. Gene Ontology annotation, cellular component: mitochondrion. The record is from RefSeq and is a predicted model, not a curated record.